Molecule: messenger RNA, 994 nt
Organism: Spizellomyces punctatus DAOM BR117
Lineage: Eukaryota; Fungi; Chytridiomycota; Chytridiomycetes; Spizellomycetales; Spizellomycetaceae
Product: NADH dehydrogenase [ubiquinone] iron-sulfur protein 8, mitochondrial
Exons: 4
Coding region: 69-749 (226 amino acids)
Biological process (GO): mitochondrial electron transport, NADH to ubiquinone; mitochondrial respiratory chain complex I assembly
Cellular component (GO): membrane
Molecular function (GO): 4 iron, 4 sulfur cluster binding; NADH dehydrogenase activity
Source: RefSeq, a predicted model, not a curated record
ACGACAACCAUAGUGACUCUUGGGAUCACCGGUAAGGGCAGAUCAUCGGUAUACCAGAGCUGCCCACCAUGUUUUCUGCACGCAUCUCUCGGUCCCUUCCAUUGCUUGCUGGAAGGACGUCCGUGGCGUCUCUUACCAGGGCGUCACCACUCGCAGCAACCGCACUCCGCUACGCCCACCGCUCCACUGCUGACUCUGUGACGGUCCGUGCUCGCAGAGAACAGCAGCGUCUCAACGAUGACCCGGAAAAGGCUAUCAAAAUGCCUGUUCUUGACCGUGCCGCCCAGGAAAUGUUCCUUACCGAGAUUAUUCGCACGAUGUGGCUCGUCCUUGAGCAAAUGUUCAAGCCUCCUUAUACCAUUAUGUACCCUCAGGAGAAAGGCCCUCUUAGCCCGCGGUUCCGAGGAGAGCACGCUCUGAGGCGGUAUCCCACAGGAGAAGAGCGUUGCAUUGCAUGCAAGCUUUGCGAAGCUAUUUGCCCGGCGCAAGCCAUUACCAUUGAGGCCGAGCCGCGUGAAGACGGGAGUCGUCGCACGACUCGUUACGACAUUGACAUGACUAAGUGCAUUUACUGCGGAUUUUGCCAGGAGGCAUGUCCUGUUGACGCUAUUGUUGAAUCUCAAAACUUUGAAUUCACUACCGAAACCCGCGAAGAAUUGCUUUACAACAAGGAAAAAUUGCUGGCGAAUGGAGACAAGUGGGAGGCUGAGCUCGCACGCAACCUGAAGGCAGACCACCUUUAUCGAUAAACUCCGCGACAACAGAAGUUGAUGGAUUACACAUAUGUCGGAAACUAUGGCGCUACGCUACGGGCUUUUUGUUAGAUCCUAAAUGGACAGGAAGUUUGUAGGGCGGGUGCGAAGCUCUUAAAAUUAUAUCACAAAACAAUAUUUACCGUGCCUCUUUAAUCAAUGAUUAUGCCUAUCACUAAGAUGAUGCGGCCAGCGCUGUAGAAACUACUCUGUCAUCUUUAGAGGUAUUCCUUUCAGUGAAC